AUGGAUGUACUUCUGACAGCGCUUUACAACUCUCCGUCCGACAAACGUAUGUCUCAAACACUUCAGUGUCGGACCAGUAGUUCGUUUCGUCGAAAAAUCAAUUCAGCCUUUUCUACCCUUAACUCCCGUUCCGCUCAAAGCGCAGCCACCGAUGCAUUCCUCUCGUAUUGUGAUUACAAUUAUAACAUUUCAGGCAAUCGUCUCAACAGUCAUAACAAUAAACUCAAGAGUCAGUCACCAAAAGAGAACCAUUGCUUAGACAAGGAGUCAAUUAAUACAGUGAUCAACGAUUACAGUUUGGGAGAUGUGGUCGACGAGUUCGAGGAGGCAUGGAAUGAGUCCCACAGCCGAAGACAAUCCAAUGCUAGUGAUUGCGAUCAAGUAAUGCACAAACAACACAUUAUGACAGACUCAGAACGAGGGCCAUCGCCCCCGACCUCACCCACUCCCUCCUCCUGCACGUCAUCCAACAUAUCGAGAGUUGUUUUGUCACAAAUUCGAGAUCAGAUGGCAAUGAGUUUAACGCGAGUUAAGGAACUCGAGAAUCAAAUGAAAUUCAUUCCAAACUUAAAGCAAAAAGUGAUUGUUUUGAGAGAAGAAAAUAAGCGACUAAUGAGGAGAUUAGAGGGCGAUUCAGACGACGGCAAUAUUCUCAAUGAUCCACAAAACAAGACUCGCGUCCGAGAACUGGAAAGAAGCGGUUUUAUUACACCACCGCUGAUGAGACGCAAGAAUCACUUCAAAUCGGAGUCCGAUACCGAAGACGACGAGUUUGGAGACAUUUGGAUGCGCUCUUCGCCUCCGCCCGAGAAACUCAUUUCUUCCAAAAACAUUAGACUCGAAGAAUUGAAUGACAGACUCAAUGAUUCGCCCGAUUCUGGGCUCCGAAAAUCAAUUGAAAUGAUAUCCGUUUCGACGAGUACUGAAAGCGUUUCAAAAGCAUUUACUGUUGAGAUGUCGACAAAUACUGAACAAAUGCACGCGAAAGACAAUAAAUUAAGUUUUGAUAUUUUAAGUUCAAUAUCAAUACAGCCCGAGAAGACACCCACCGAAAGCAUAUCGACAGCUACUCCUCCGAUAGCCAAGCGUUCGAUUGGCAUCUCUACGAGUUUGGCGCCAAGUCUUCCACGAAAGAGCGUUGCCGUCGAAACGGACCUCAAAGCCAUCGACACGAUUAGCGUCCAAGAGUUGGAGGUGAAGAAGCCGGCGAUGGUCUCGUGGGGCACUGAUCCCAUACGCGUGGUCUACACACACUCGCAAACCCAGGCGUCGCCCAAAUGUUGUGAUGUGAGCACCAAAACGGAAGUCCAUGCGCUCAAGAAUACCGGCGUCGGAUGCAAUGCGAAAGAUUUUGGCUUAAAAGUGAAUUGGACUCAAACCGAUGGCAAAACUUUGCACCACAAGACUAUUCAGUGCUCUCAGAGUUGCGCCAAAUGCGAACUCAAACAGACAGAAACCAUUGGUAUCGGAGAUAACAAUGUUUACGGAAGUGUAUUGACAGACAAAGCGAUGACGACUGAAAGGGAACGACCGGCGAGUUUGGAUGGUCUGCUGAGCGCUUCGCCAGUUUCGAGAGCGAGUUCGGCGCAGAGCAUACGGUUGUGCGACAAAUGCAAUGACGCGAUCACAUCCGUGGCCACGGACUUUGUGACCGCUCCGCACGAAAAGCUCGCCAGUCCUACCAUUCAAAGUCGUAUUCCUCGACCCAUUCAAAGCACCGGCUCUUUGGAGAGGAGAACUAUUGACGACAAAAUCAUCGAAGAGACGGCUAAUGAAAUCCUGGUGUACAAGAAUCCUAGUUUGAGUGUCGGCUCGAGUCCUCUUAAGCGCAACUCUCCCCUCAAAAUCCCUGACUUGAGUCCGAAAACAAGAUCUUUUAAGAAGACUGAAUUGAGUCCACAGACAUCGCAAGCCAUUAAACUGAUUGACGACGUCUUCAAGAUAUCGGAAUCCGACGAAUCUGAAGAUGAGAGCAGCUCUUCAUCAGAUGAGGGCACUUAUGAGGUCGAGACCGGAGCCGUCGCUAAACCAAUAGUCAGAACACGAGUUGAACCGUCCAAAGAGAUUAAGGCCGCUCUUAAAGUCCUUAACGAUAACCUCAUUAAACCCGAAAAGGCCAACAAAUCUGCUUUAGACAAAAGUCUAUCGAUUAUCGAAAAAGAAUGGUUUAAAGUAGCGGCCGAUCAGACAUCGGAUUCGCAUUGCGUUGAAGAUUAUAUCGAUUGUUUUGAGACUUUCUCAAAGCAUUUGUUGAAUCGUGUCGUCAAUUUGGACGAUAAGAGUGGAAACACAGCCAUUCAUUACGCUAUAUCUCAUAAUAACUUUGAUAUCGUGUCAGUACUUCUCGACUCUAAAGCUGGAUAUACGGCAACAAUGUUGGUCUCGCUCUCCAAAGUAGACAACGAAACACAAAAGGCUGUCAUUAGACGACUCUUUCAAUUAGGAGACGUUAACAUCAAAGCCAAACAAAAUGGACAGACGGCGCUAAUGUUGGCCGGAAGUCACGGCCAGUUCUUCACGUGUAAGAUAUUGUUAGAGUGCGGCGCAGCCAUCAAUCUGCAGGACAACGACGGGUCCACAGCAUUGAUGUGCGCCGCAGAACACGGACACACGGAUGUCGUGCGACUCCUUCUGUCGCAUCCAGACUGCGAUCCCACUAUUGUCGACAACGACGACUCCACAGCACUUAAGAUAGCGAUGGCUAACAAUAAUAACGACAUCGGACUCAUGCUAUACGCGUCCACUUCUAUGUUGAGUCGCGGCUCUUCUCCGUACGCAUCGCUCCGAAGGACUCAAUCGAAAGCCAUUGCCGCCAGUCUUCGCAGGACUGGUUCGUUCAGUUAUGGCUACACGAGAUCAUCGCCACAGAGUCUGCAAUUGGCGCCAUCGCCACCGCCGCGUUCUAGACAUUCCUCCACAUCCACUACCAGAUCAGCUAAAACUAAGAGUGCCUUAAAUUCAAAUAACAAUAACUAA
Molecule: messenger RNA, 2976 nt
Organism: Medioppia subpectinata
Lineage: Eukaryota; Metazoa; Arthropoda; Arachnida; Sarcoptiformes; Oppiidae
Source: the annotation of a GenBank genome assembly